CAUGCCCGACGAAAACUUUAGAGCUUCUAGUACGCUUCUAGUAAUGGCAAAGUAGCUACGAGUGUCACCUAGAAGGAGCCUUUACUGUUCUCUUGGAGGCAAAAGCAACGUGGAGCUCUGUCAAUGGAGAUGAUAUGGGAAUCUUCACUGUUGACUGACUGACAUGACGCGCGUAAAUCAAAUGCUAGCAUACUGCUCCAGGAUCGUCUGAGACGAACAACGAUUGGGGAUAUGCACCCGGAACAGAACCUCAAGGGACAGGACACGGACCUCGUGCUCAAGCAAGUAUGAAAAACGAGGCUUCAUCUUCAGAAAUCGGGCAUGUCUUCUGUCUUGACUGGGAACCCUUGAAGACAGGUCUGGCCCUCUGACAAACAGACAGCCAACAGUUUACUCCCCAUGAAGGAAGUGGCAAGACAUACUCGUGUCUCCGAGUUGUUACGUAUCAACCCCUCGGAUUCUCAACUUCAAGAAAUGCAGCUCUCCCCAGAGUUCACUGGUCAGCUCGUGAGAGUGAAAUCGGAACCACCUGAUGUUGCGUGCCUGCCAGAAGAGGGCCAGGUACAGCAACAGCAGUGCAAUGCAUCCUCACCAGGAGGUGAUGCUGAUGGAGUGACAUAUGGGACGUGUCGCAUUAAAGAAGAACCUCAAGAGGACUCCUUGAAUGAACAUCCAAUCGUCGAAGUGAAGACGGAGCCUUAUAACGUUGCAGUCUUGACAGAGCAGGACCAGAUGGGACACAGCUGUGAUUCAACAUCAGAAGGAGCAAGAGAAAGCACUGGUGUGCUCCCUAUUAAAGACCAUCCCAGAUGCACUUGUGGUCAAGCAUCUUCAGGUUGCACUUUUUCAAAUGUGCAGCUCAAGAUCACCACAGCAACAACUGAACUGCAAUUCGACAACAUUGCACUAGUCACUAUGGACGGCCGACCCGCGGAACAACCUCCAGACGAGAGCAAGUCAUGUGGACUUGAAUGCACGCCGAAAGCCAGCAUGAAAUGCCACAUGUUUGCACACUGUCACUGUGAGUCUGAAAAGUGCCACGCUAUUUCUCCGUCAGAUGUUCAGAUCGGAGGGGAGACUUUUGGGUGCAGCAUCUGUCCCUCUGCAUUCUCGCAGUCUGUGAGUCGCGAGAACCAUGUGUUGAAGUGUACUGACGAGAAGCCAUGCAAGUGUGAUCUCUGUCCUGCAGAGUUAAUCCAGAGCACGCACCUGCAGCAUCACAAGAAGAAACACAUAGACGAGAGGCCACACAAGUGCGAUCUCUGUCCUGCAGAGUUCCGCCGGAGCACAGACAUGCAGCGUCAUAAGAGGACACACACGGGCGAGAAGCCAUACAAGUGUGAUGUCUGCCAUGCAAAGUUCAGCAAGAGAGGGAACCUACGGCUUCACGAGCGGACACACACGGGCGAGAAGCCAUACAAGUGCGAUGUCUGCCCUGCACAGUUCCUCCGAAACGCAGACAUGCAGCGUCACAAGAGGACACACACAGGCGAGAAGCCAUACAGGUGCGAUGUCUGCCAUGCCGCAUUCAGCGAGAGAAGGAACCUACAGCUUCACAGGCGGACACACACAGGCGAGAAGCCAUACAAGUGUGAUGUCUGCCCUGCACAGUUCUGUCGGAGCACGGACAUGCAGCGUCACAAAAAGAUACACACAGGCGAGAAGCCACACAAGUGCGAUGUCUGCCAUGCAGAGUUCAGCCAGAGAGGGAACCUCCAGCUUCACAAGCGGACGCACACAGGGGAGAAGCCAUACAAGUGCAAUGUCUGCCCUGCAGAGUUCAGCCGGAGUGGGCACCUACAGAAUCACAAGCGGACACACACGGGUGAGAAGCCAUACAAGUGUGACAUCUGCCCUGCGGAGUUCAGCCAGAGCGGGCACUUACACCUUCACAAGCGAACACACACAGGCGAGAAGCCAUACAAGUGCGAUCUCUGUUCUGCAGAGUUUCGCCGGAGCACAGAUAUGCAUCGUCAUAAGAAGACACACACGGAGAAGCCAUAAAAGUGCAAUAUCUGCCCUGCGGAGUUCAGUCAAAGCAGGUCCCUGCAACAUCACAGGCAGACACGUGGGCGAGCACCCAUAAAAAUGCGACCUCUGCCUUGCAGAAGCCUCAGAGGUUCCUCAGAGAGCCUAAUUCAGCCACAGUGUGAAGCAAGAAACCAUACAGGAGUGUUCUCUGUUCUGCAAACUUGAUUAUGAUGGAUAGAAAAGAAAUGAGGAGCUAAGUCAUGACAAGAUCAGACUGGCUACCCCUGUACACCAACGUAGAGCAAAAACGAAAAGGCGAAUGGCAGUGAAAAGAAGAGUUCGGUCGGUGAAAGAAAAGGAAAGGCCACAGUCAAGCAGAGAGUCGGACACUGUGUGAGUCACAACAUAUACUAGUCUCACAGUUGUCUAUCACAAUCAAGCCAGUAGUCCCAUAGUUCUACUGUGUAGACAGGGUGUCUACCAACCUAGAAAACCUGGAAAACAGGGAAUUGUCAGGGAAUUUUGAUAUGACUGGAAAAGUCAGGGGAUUGUCAGGGAAUUUGGCCAAAAAGCAAGUGAAGUCAGGGAAUAUCUCGGACAAGUACCAUGAUGAUGCACGGCGAAUUCGCGAGUGCCGACCGGUGGUUGAGCGGCGAUGCUGCAGCAACGUUACCGCGAGUAGCAGUUUGCCAGUGCAACAAGUUCUGAGGCCAGAAAAGUAAGAUAGCCUCACUAAUACUUAAUAAAUGUUCUUUUUUAUUAGGGAUCUAUAUCAAAACCUAGGAGCAGGAACCAAGUUCCCUUUUGAUUUUGUCAGGGAAUUUGCUUGAAAUCAGGGAAAACCUAGAAAAGUCAGGGAGUUUGAAGGCUGCAGUUUGGUAGACACCCUGGUAGAAGUCACAAGUUACGAGACACAGAUCAACUUGGUAGGCUCAAGAAACCGAAGCAGUGCCUGCAAUGUGACCAUGGUGGUGUGCUGGCCAGUGACCUAAGGUGUUUGCAACAUCGAAAGGGCAGGCAUCUAGACAAACCAAGCUCGCUUUUAGGGCCCUGCAAAUGUUGAUGUACUGUAACAAUCAGGGAGGAUGUGUUCCGAGUCUUCUACGACACCGCAUUGGCCACAGUUGGGGGUAGCACACCUGCCCAGCUUGUGCUGCAAACAAGCGCCUAAGGGGACGUUCAGUCAAAGCCUAUGCACAAGGGCUGCAGCAGGUUGAUGUCGACAUGGAGGCACCUGGAACCUGAGGUCAGGGUCAACCCUGUAUAACAACGAAGACUGUUCAAAUGUAGACACCCAGUAGGUGGUGAACAUUUGUUGUCUGAACCUGUGAAUAAUACUGCUCACGUCUCGCUCUUGGUGAAGUAAACAAGUUUCAGCUGGGCGCAGGGGCAGUGGAACGUUUUGAGUUCAGAGGGGACAAGACCUUGGUUGGCGCCCUCCCCCAAUGUCCCAACCCAGAUGUAUGGGUUGGGUAUGUAUGCAGUAUCUGUGGUUAGAAAUUCUUGGCGUGACAAGGGAAGGAACAUCCUUUAAUCUCAUGCUGGCAUUGCUAUAGAACAAGAGGAACACGCAUGGUAGCGUAAAUCCUAAUCGUGGCGAUGAGACAAGUAGACUCGGGUACAGGAAGGAGCCUUGGAGACCCGCUGUCAUGAAUAUAGUCCCACUGUAUUCCAGAGGGGUGGAACCUAAGUGCCUAAAUGAAGGUAGAGCCCCAAGUGCUGGGCUCGGGAUUCCUCCUUCUCUUUCCGUAGCUGCGUGGGCAAAAACGUCCUCGUCGAUUCCCGACAUCCUCCCAGGGUCAGCUGUGGUGUCAUCGUGGGCCUCUGGCAUGUACAAACGCUGGGCCGGACGCGACGUUUCUCUUCCAUUUGCGAGUCUGAUUGUGAAGCUCUUGAAGAUCCCAUCGUGCCACGGGUGUACGGCUACAACAGUGACGGUUUUCCGCAACAAUGGUGGGACGCGGUCGUCUUCAACGAUGACAAGAUCACCAGGUUUCAGUGCUGGAGGGGCUAUUCCAUUUCCAGUGCUUCCGGAACCCUUCAGUGGCUUGCUGGCGUUGCGUAAAGUCAACAGUGUGCUCUCUUGAUGGACAUUCUCGAGAAGUGGCAGCUUGGCAGUACGGUUCCCGACAAGGAAGUGAGACAGGGUAAAAGGGAGCACCUCUUGAGGAACAGUGGAUAUGCUAGUGACGGGUCUGCUGUUUACGGCCACUUGGACUUCGUGAAGGAUGGUAACGAGUUCUUCAAGUGUCUUGCGACGAUGGCCGUGGGUCAGUCUUUGGGAUGACUCCACCGUUGCGGAUCAUGCGCUCCCGCCACCCUCCCCACCAAAGGGCGGAAAUGGUGCUAAACCUCCAAGUGAUGCGGAGGUUGCUGGUGAUAUCUUGGACGGGUUCCGUGGACAGGAGAGUGAGGAGGGUGAGCGCAUUGGUGGAAAGUGCAGGCAUUGUCGGAGUAUUCACGUGAUGGAACACCGCAUCGGGCAACGAAACGGCGGAAGGUGAGAAGAAACGCCGGGGCGGUCAUGUUUGUGACGAGCUCGAGGUGAAUCGCUCGAGUCACCGUGCACGUAGAGAGGGCCGCGUAUGCUUUAGAUGAGGCACUUGAGCAGACUCGGACAUACAGCAUGCCGGAGAAGUCCACGCCAGUGACGUCGAAGGUGGUGUUCAGUGUUACCCUCUUGUGGUGUAGUGGGGCAACAGGCGCGUAUUCUGGACGAAGUCUCGUGCGGCGGCACCGCAGGCACCGAUGAAGUACGCGUUUCACAGUUUGUCGUCCUUGAUCAGCCAGUAUCUGUCGCAGAGAUCGAGGAGCGUUGUGUGAAUGCUUGCAUGGUAGAGGCAGAGAUGGGCAUACAUGAUAAUAAGGGCCGUGAGGCGGUGAUGGCUUGGGAGAAGGAUAGGAUGUUCUAGGUCACUUGGGUCAGGAGGGCUUCAAGGCGACCACCUACACAGAGAAUGCCGUCACCAUUCAGUAUAGGUCGGAAAAGUCUGAUUGCUGAUGGUCGAGGGAGCUGAAGCGCAGAAGCCUCACUGACGAAGACGUCCUCUUGAAACCGCCGAAGCGAGUGGAUUUUUGCCUGACUAAGCUUGCGUGUGGUUAGGGAACCGUGUAUGGCCGACGCCGUGCGGCGAGCGUUAGCCACGAAGCAGUGCACCCAAGCGGUGACCCAGAGAACUGUGCGUAGAUUGUCGUAGCGGUCCAAAUCGAAAAUGGCCGGUAACCUAAGCGAGGGUGCGAGGCAGACAGUGGUCUGCAGGAUGUCUGGCUGCAUUGUGAGCCAAUGUAGCCACCGUAGGGGUUUGGCGGCCUCUCGCUCAGCAGACCCACCGAGAGAGAAGAUCGGCGAUGAAUGGUUGGUUUGCCGUCCAAGUGCCCUGACGUGCCCUGACUUGGAGGAGGGCGUGCAUCCCUGGGCAAGUGCAAGUACCCGUCGUGGUGGGGGGGUGCGAGGAGCAUUCAGAACUGGUGCGUUGGAUGUCGCAGAGGAGGGAAAAUGAUGCUGAUGAUGGAUUCCUGAAGGAACGGCAUUCGCGUGAGACGUGGUUGUAUUUGCCGCAGCGGAAACAGCAACGUUUGGCUGAGAUGUCUAUGCUUGGCGUGGAAGACACAGCUGCGCGGCAAUCUUGAAUGGCGUGAGAGGGGCUGUUACACAGCUGACAGUUGUGUGGACAGUGAUUUGUCGACCGAGCGGCUAGUGAGAGGGCUGUCGGGGAAACUGGCGGGCACCUCCCGUUGGGACACAUGACGCUGAGCAAGCUUGCAAUCCUCUCGGCUCUUGAUAUGACCGCGAAGGAAGGCCAGUAAGCUCGAAACUGUUUCGGAGCGUACGUCUGACAUCAGCACCUGGCAGCUGAAGUGGACUCGAUGGCGCUUUCUCGAGCUGUCGCUGGCGAAACUCGACGACCAGCUCUUCCAGAAUGCAGCGCAUUGCUACGCGGUGCAACACGACUGUGUAACAGGACUGAGGAACUCCAAGAUUCUGUAGGCAACUGGUUCUAAAGAUAGUGCCAUAGACCUGUCGCAACUUCUCUACACCUUGGGCCGAGGAUACAGGGCGCAAACUGAGAAGCUUAUCGAUGUGAGCAUCUACAAGUUCCGCUUGUCGACCGAAUCGAUUCUGUAAAGUCGUGAUCACCGUGUCAUAAUUGGCUUCAGAGAUGGGAUUUCCCUCGAUGGAACAUUUCACUGGACCCGACAAGUAGGAUAGUAGAUAUUUAAACUUUUCGAUUCUGGGCAAAGCUUUGCAGUUAUGAAUUGUGGUUCGUAAGUGAUCCCAAAACGCUUGCCAGUCCUCUGCCCUGCCCGCAAACGUGGGGAUCAGCACCUUCGGAAGAGCCACCAUUCUAAUGCUGGAUGGAAGCUGGUGAGGCUCACGAGGAGUGUUUGCGACUUCAGGACUGGGCUCGACAAUGCGACGAGCUCUUGCCAAGCCGAGGUAGAUAUUGUCCUGUUAACGCGUAACUGCAGUGUACUCAUCUUCGAACGCGUCAUCGCCGACUUCGUCCUGGAUUUUGGAGUCCACCUCUCGCAACUGUCCAGCCAAAAAAAAAAAAAAGAACUCCCCUUGCGAAGUUGUAAAUCUUUAUUUUCGGGGGUGGUAUCCCGUGAGGCCUCAGUGUCGCCAUCGAAAGGGCAACUAUGCAAUGCCCCACCUGCAGCCACCAAUUACCUGAGGGGUCCCAUAUUCGCGUUCUCGUGGUGGGAGGCCCGGAGGCUGCACCGCCUCCCUAUAGUGAAGCGCCUCCACCGAGGUAUUUAGAGCAACGACAAGAACUCGGUAGGGGGCGCGGGUUGGCGCUCAAUACGCACACGAACGACCAGCCGGUCGAGGACGACGACGCGCAUAGUGACGAAACGACGACGAGGACGACGACAUAGGACGAGGACGACGACGAAAAGUGAAUAAAACACAGCGAUAAAAAACAGUGUUCUAAAAAACAGGGUGGAGAAUAAAGGACACCAGACGUUUUUAAGCAACUUUUUUAGCAGAUUUAUUGAUUUUAGGUCAUUAGCGGCGAGAUAAUCGGAAAACAGGG
This is a messenger RNA of Ornithodoros turicata, 7010 nucleotides long. RefSeq names its product zinc finger protein 227-like. Gene Ontology annotation, biological process: regulation of transcription by RNA polymerase II. Lineage: Eukaryota; Metazoa; Arthropoda; Arachnida; Ixodida; Argasidae. The record is from RefSeq and is a predicted model, not a curated record. Gene Ontology annotation, cellular component: nucleus. The transcript has 7 exons. Bases 400 to 2004 code for a protein of 534 amino acids. Gene Ontology annotation, molecular function: RNA polymerase II cis-regulatory region sequence-specific DNA binding; DNA-binding transcription factor activity, RNA polymerase II-specific.